AUGAAACUGGAGAUUGGAUUUCGUACAAUGUCUACUCUAAUCCUCUUUAUUGACGUUCAAUCAACAGAUCCGAGCAGAACAGAAACUUUGAAGAAAGAGAUUUUGAGCGGAAUUUGUUCCGUUAACGAAUCUUCUUGCGUAAAUUUAGCCAUAGAAAAGUACGAAGAAUGGAUUAAGCGUGGGAAGGACAUUCAUAGGAACGACCGUCCCUUAGUGAAAUUGUUCCUGUGCACGGCGAUCAGAAACGAGAGUUUCAGGUGGGAAGAGGUGGAAAACUACUUUAAAAGCCUAAGAGGAAAAUUUCCCUCGGACGACGUGAUUUACGCUCUGGGAUGCGUAAACAACCAAUACAACCUCCAUCGCGUGUUGAACGCCGCUCUGUUCAAGAAGCCCAAGUAUCUGCCGUUCGUAAUCGAUAGCAUUCUGGACCAAAGCAAGUGGGAAGUCGUUUUCGACGUUAUAACAACCGAAAGAAGCAGAAUGCUAGAAAAUUCCGACAGAUUUAAAGCCUCUAUGGAAAUCUUAACGCAAAAGAUAUCAAAUUCCGACGAAUUGGCAAAGGUAAGAAACGUCUUUUUUAUUUUCUCGAGCCAUUUGUAAGAAGCUCGCCGCUAC
Molecule: messenger RNA, 615 nt
Organism: Centruroides sculpturatus (bark scorpion)
Lineage: Eukaryota; Metazoa; Arthropoda; Arachnida; Scorpiones; Buthidae
Exons: 5
Coding region: 1-600 (199 amino acids)
Source: RefSeq, a predicted model, not a curated record